This is a messenger RNA of Drosophila busckii, 4414 nucleotides long. RefSeq names its product DNA repair protein complementing XP-C cells homolog (gene Xpc). Gene Ontology annotation, biological process: nucleotide-excision repair; mismatch repair. The record is from RefSeq and is a predicted model, not a curated record. Lineage: Eukaryota; Metazoa; Arthropoda; Insecta; Diptera; Drosophilidae. Gene Ontology annotation, cellular component: cytoplasm; nucleotide-excision repair factor 2 complex; XPC complex. Gene Ontology annotation, molecular function: damaged DNA binding; single-stranded DNA binding. The transcript is spliced from 6 exons. Bases 314 to 4066 code for a protein of 1250 amino acids.
AUCGAUAUGUGAAACGAAAAACGCCAGAACCGCCGCGAAAAUGUGAAUUUCACAAUAUUUUUUAAGUUACCAUUGUAAACAAACGAGAUUAUAAUCAAAAGGCGAAGAAAUUAAAUCAAAACAAAACAAACUAAGUGUGAAACAAUAAAACUUUGCGUAGACAGCUAAAAACAAGAGUAGAACAGCCAAAAACUGCGCAGUAAAAAUCAAUAACUGUAAGUGGCACACAGACACAAAGCAGAACACACGCACACAGAGGCAAUCACAUGUAAGGCAGCCCAGGCUGUGAGCAACAAGCAAACCACACCAAACGAUGUCAGACGAAGAAGACGAGUCCCUGUCCGAGGGCUUUUCAGCCAGCACCGAAGACGAGUGGAAGCCAGAGGCUGGAAAAGAUGCACGCGGUGGCGAAUCAUCCGAUGACGAUGACAGCGAGUUUGAGGAGCUGCCUGGAGCGGCGGGUGGUAGUGCCACAGCCAGUGGACGUUCAUCGGCAGGGGCAGGCAAAAAAAGAGAACAAAAAGCUCCAAGUGGUAUUAAAGGCGCAUCUGUGCGUAAACGCAAACCCAGUGGUCAAUCAUUGCGCUCCAAGCUAUAUAACAAAUAUCGACCGCCGCCCAAAACUUUUGGCACAUCAUCUCCCACACAGAAUUCGCCAUCAGCGUCGGGAUCGUCGGCAGGUCGUCUAACGGCCUCAAAAAACGCAAAAACGCCCAAUGAAAGCAACCAUGGUGACUCCAGCAGCGACUGCAGUGUCGAUGACUAUUUAGUGAAUCCAGCAGAUCUGGAUUUACGCUCUAGUUUCUUUACAGUCAGCAAAGAAAAAUCGCCAGUGCCACAAUUUGAUUGCAAUGCAGGCCUUGGCAAUCUUACGGACUCUGGCUCUGAGGACAACAACGAGAGCAGCAUUGAGGAGAAUGCCGGCAAUGCCGAUGCAUUCGACUUUCGUACGCUACUCGAGAAUGCCAACAGUCUAGAGCGCACUAGAGAUGCACUGCUGGCCAAGUGCAAUGCCACCAGCACUACACCUGCCACCAGCACCGGUAACGCUGCCAAUAUGGAUGUCAAUGCAUUGCUUGCAUUGGGCGAAAAUCAAAACUACGCAGAUGAGCAAGAGAAUGAAAGGCAGAAGGUUAAAGCACCUGAGCCGCCAGCGUUCGAUGGUCCGUCGCGUCUAAGCAAAACCAAAUCCACACGCAUCAAGCGUCACACAAAGACACGUCCAACGUCCACCGUUGUGGCUGCUGGCGAUACCGAUGAUUCGGACUUUGAGGAAGUUGCAGACGCGCAGCUGAGCAGCGACGAGGAGCUUGCCACACCAAAUGUUUCAGGCGACCUGGAAAUACACGUGGAUCUGCCCGGACGUCAUUUAACCAAGGAGCAGAAGACACAGCAUGAGCUGGAAAUGGCGCUCAAGCGCCGCAUGAAUCGCGACAUUAAAGAGCGACAACUGCUGAUGCAUAAAGCGAGCCUAAUGUGCAUCUUGGCUCGCAGCAUGAAGUACAAUCGCCUGCUGGCCGACACGCAACUCAUGCAGGCGACGCUUAAGCUGCUGCCCAGCAAGAAUGCUUACCCAACGGAGCGCGGUGUGGAGCUCAAGUAUUUGCAGUCAUUUGUCACUUGGUUCAAGACUGCCAUCAAGCUGCUAAGCAGCAAUUUGUAUCCACCACAAACCAAAGCGAACUCCAAGCGCGCGUUGCUGGCGGAGCUUCUUGCUCAGGUGCAACGCAAGGAGGCACGCAGCAAGCAGGAUAUGAUAUUCAUAUUCAUUGCACUAGCGCGUGCCAUGGGCAUGAAUUGCCGUCUAAUUGUUAAUAUGCAGCCCAUGGCUUUGCGUCCUCAGGCCUGCAAUCUUAUACCAAUUAAACUCAAACCAGAUGAGCGAAAUAAGAGCCAAAGCAGCAAAAGUGUAGGCGAGGAGGAUGAGAGUGAGUCGGAGAGCAAAGCUAAAAAGCCGCGCUCCAAAGCUGUCAGCAGCAAGAGCGAUACAAGUGGCAGCUCCAGAAGUAAAGCAACAGCCACAAGCAAGAGCGAUACGAGUGGCAGCUCCAGAAGUAAAGCAACUGUUAGCAGCAAGAGUGAUACGAGUGGCAGCUCUAAGAGUAAAGCAACUGCCACAAGCAAGAGCGAUACGAGUGGCAGCUCCAGAAGUAAAGCAACUGCCACAAGCAAGAGCGAUACGAGUAGCAGUUCCAAUAGUAAAGCAGCAUCCAGCAGCAAAAGCGAUACGAGUGGCAGCUCCAAAAGCAAAACAACUGCCGUCAAGAAAGAGAAUGCAAAAGUCUCACCCAAAACUGAGCCGAAAUGCUCGCCUACGUCCAAGAUAUCAGCUACACCGAUAGCCAAACGCACGCGCUUAGCAUCUGCAGAUGCUGAGACAAAUGUCAAGCAGAGCAGCUCCAAAGCUGAAGUCAAAACCGAAGCCAAGCCGCAGCUGGCGCGACUGAAGCGCGCUGUGGCAACCGCACCAAAGCCUGAGAGCAGCACGCCUGUGGCUAAGCGAACGCGCAAGGCAUCGUCAGAUGUUGUUAAAAAGGAAGAAUAUGCUGAGAAAAUAGGUUCACCCGUUAUACCCAAGCUAGUGGUUACCAAUGCGCAGACACAGAACAUUAAAUCGAGUAAUGAGCAGCGUCGUUCACGCAGCAAAUCACCAAAAGUGCACAUCUCACCAGUAUUUUUAAGAGGCGACAGUAUAUCGCCAGUAGCUACCGAUAAGCGCCAAGCCACAGCACGCAGAAGUUUGGAGCAAAAGGCGCGCAUUUCACCCACAUUUCUAAAGGAAGCAGCAGCGACAACACAACGACAGCUGCGAACGCGUGCGGCAACUAAGUUAAGCAUACCACAGCUAGACGGCGGCGAUGAUAGUCUGAAGCGUCCCAAGCUAGAGAAGCUGCAAAAGUCGCAGAGCAAAGGCAGCGAUGACACCGAUGAGAGCACGCCCAGCAAACAAAUUAAAAAGGCGCCCGUGCUGCCCAAGCUGCAGCAGCUGCGCCACGACAGACGCGUGCUGUCCACAGACGAUGAGUGUGUCAAGGAUAAGAAAAAGACAACUGCAUCGGAUAUGUGGGUGGAGUUGUGGUCCGAGGUGGAAGAGCAAUGGAUAUGCAUAGAUCUGUUCAAGGGCAAACUGCACUGCGUGGAUACGAUUCGGCGCAAUGCGUCCUCCAAUCUUGCCUAUGUAUUUGCUUUUCAAGAUGAUCAAAGCAUUAAGGAUGUUACCGCUCGCUACUGUACCACUUGGACGAGCACAGUGCGUAAGGCGCGCGUGGAGAAAGCUUGGCUGGAUGAGACCAUUGCGCCCUAUUUGGGCAGACGCACCAAGCGUGAUAUCAACGAGGAUGAUCAGCUGCGUCGCAUACACUCGGACAAACCCUUGCCCAAGUCUAUAGCCGAGUUUAAGGAUCAUCCGCUGUACGUGCUCGAACGACAUUUGCUCAAAUUCCAGGGCAUUUAUCCGCCCGAUGCACCCACGCUAGGUUUCAUACGAAGUGAAGCCAUCUAUGCACGCGACUGUGUGCAUCUGUUGCAUUCCAGAGAUAUUUGGCUUAAGAGCGCGCGCGUCGUCAAGCUGGGCGAGCAGCCCUACAAAAUAGUCAAGGCGCGUCCGAAGUGGGAUAAGCUUACACGCACAGUUAUUAAGGAUCAGCCGCUAGAAAUCUUUGGCUAUUGGCAAACACAGGACUAUGAACCGCCCACAGCUGAGAAUGGUUUGGUGCCACGCAAUGCCUAUGGCAAUGUGGAGCUGUUUAAGGCUCGCAUGUUGCCCAAGAAGACUGUGCACUUGCGCUUGCCUGGUUUAAUGCGUGUCUGCAAAAAGUUAAACAUUGACUGCGCCAAUGCCGUCGUGGGUUUUGACUUUCAUCAAGGCGCCUGUCAUCCUAUGUACGAUGGUUUCAUAGUCUGUGAGGAGUUUCAAGAGAUUGUAACCGCCGCCUGGGAGGAGGAUCAACAGGAGCAAGCACGCAAAGAGCAGGAAAAGUACGAAACGCGCGUCUAUGGCAAUUGGAAAAAGUUAAUUAAGGGUUUGCUCAUACGCGAGCGUCUUAAGCGCAAAUACAAUUUUUGAAUGUUUUUUUUUUUGUCCACAUUUCAUUUAAUUCAUGUAAACUUUACUGUCCAGCAUGCAAGCUGGCUACGUCCAUGCUCUAAUUUCUUUGGAAAUUGUCCGAUUAUGUCUUAAUUUUGUCACUUUUCUGUAUGCAUUUAUUUAGCGCUUGUUUAAAAGUUCGUUUCACACAAUAAAUUAAGUACAUAACAUACAAAAAAUGUUUUUUUUUUCAAUAGAACAAUACAUUUAGAUUUAUAAUAAUACCGCAACGGUUACAGUUUAAGCUUAAGUAAAUAAGAAGUAUUUUUUGGUUAUUUUUUGAACAGCGACUGUAUUAAAAGCUGCAGAAAUCACAAAGUUUUUAAA